Molecule: messenger RNA, 2889 nt
Organism: Diatraea saccharalis (sugarcane borer)
Lineage: Eukaryota; Metazoa; Arthropoda; Insecta; Lepidoptera; Crambidae
Source: the annotation of a GenBank genome assembly
AUUUUGUUUAUUUAUUUUCUAAAAAGAAAGCAUUAUUAAUUUAUCAAACAAACAAAACAAAGUUGAUUUUAAUCGCAUAAUGAAGACAAAAAUAAAGUGUCCAUGAUAUAUUUCAAGCAUAGGUUGCAGUUUAUGUGAAAGAACUGUAUCCGUUUUAUCAUUGUGAAAAUAACUAAUAAUGUUUAGUGUUCUCGUUUAACUGCGACCCAUUUAUAAAAGUUUAUUUUGAGAAUUCUUCCUGUUUCUAUUCUGAUGAACUAGUUUGAAAUAGCUAGCCUACAUAUGUAGGAUACCCGUGAAUUAAACGAAGUACAAAAUAUUUCCUAGUGCCAAAUCAUUUAUAAAUCCAUUUUCAAUAAUUACAAUGAAUACGGAGCAAUUACGGAAUCCCAAUGAAUUAGACAUCAGCCUUAAAAUGGAAUUUGGUCCGUUUGAAACAGUACACAGAUGGAAAAGGUUAUCUGAGUGUUAUGAGUUUGUUGGAGCAAGACGAAGCAAGCAUACUGCAGUAGCUUAUAAAGAUGCCAUCUAUGUUUUUGGUGGUGACAAUGGUAAAUCUAUGUUGAAUGAUCUCAUUCGAUUUGACAUAAAAGAGUUGUCAUGGACCAAGAUGGGCUGUAUGGGCAUACCACCAGCUCCACGGUACCACCACUCUGCUGUGGUAUACAAAACUUCCAUGUUUGUUUUUGGUGGGUACACAGGAGAUAUCCUAGCCAACUCAAACCUCACCAAUAAAAAUGACUUGUUUGAAUUCAAGUUUCCAAGUGCUCAAUGGGUACAAUGGAAGUUCGCUGGACAAGAGCCAGUCCCUAGGUCAGCACAUGGUGCUGCUGUGUAUGACGACAAGUUGUGGAUCUUCGCAGGUUACGAUGGCAAUGCACGUCUGAACGAUAUGUGGACAGCAAACUUGUUGGGUGAAACUCAUCAAUGGGAGAAGGUAGAACAGAAAGGUCAGUGCCCGCCAACAUGUUGCAACUUCCCUGUGGCUGUGUCACGAGGCAAGAUGUUCGUCUUCAGUGGACAGAGUGGUGCUAAGAUCACUAAUGCUCUAUUCCAAUUCGAUUUUGCAACUCGCACUUGGACCCGCGUGUGCAUGGAGCACUUGCUACGUUGCGCGGGUCCGGCGCCGGCGCGGCGAUACGGGCACGUGAUGGUGGCGCACGGGCGACAUCUGUACGUGUACGGCGGCGCCGCGGACAAUACGCUGCCCAGCGACGUCUACUGCUACGACCUGGACACGCAAGUGUGGUCUGUAAUACACCCAUCGCCAGACUCGCAUGUGCCAUCGGGGCGGUUGUUUCACGCGGGCGCUGUGGUAGAGGACGGUAUGUUCAUAUUUGGCGGUACUGUCGACAACAACGUGCGCAGCGGCGAUCUUUUCCGGUUCCAAAUGUCGAACUACCCCCGGUGCACACUUCACGAAGACUUCGGGCGAAUAUUAAAGUCUCAACAGUUCUGCGACGUAACCCUACUAGUUGGUCCCGACGAGAUAUCGUUCUUGGCUCAUCAGGCUAUACUUGCGGCGCGAUCGAAAUUCCUAUUUGAUAAAAUCACAGAAGCUCGCGAUGAGUUAAGCAAGCGUAUAGCAUCAGGAGAGGAGUCAGCAUUAGUAGAACUGUACUCGUACAAGUCCAAGCCGGAACUGACAAUUAGAUUGCCGGAAGCAACACCUGAAGCCUUCAGUAUGGUACUCAACUAUAUAUACACCGACAGGAUCGAUCCUACUGAAAAAGACGAGGACCCCGCGUCGCCCGCGAGCAUACUGCUGGUGAUGGAGGUGUUGCGGCUCGCGCUGCGGCUGAGCAUCCCGCGGCUGCGCGGGCUGUGCGCGCGCUACCUGCGCGCCAACCUGUGCUACAGCAACGUGCUGCCCGCGCUGCACGCCGCCCACCACGCCGACCUCAAGUGCAUCAAGGAGUUCUGUCUCAAAUUCGUAGUGAAAGAUUAUAAUUUCACGCCUAUCGUGAUGUCUAAGGAGUUCGAACAGAUGGAACAGAGUUUGAUGGUGGAAGUGAUUCGUCUGAGACAAACUCCUCCUAACAAGCAACCCGCUGCUACAGAGUGCGACGAGAAUAUCAUGGGGCUGGGCACGACGCUGGAGCAGGACCUGUGCGCGCUGCUGGGCGGCGUGGGUGUGGGGGGCGCGGCGCUGGCGGACGUGACGCUGCGCGUGGGGGCCGCGCGCCGCCCCGCGCACCGCUCCGUGCUGGCCGCGCGCGCCGCCUACUUCGAGGCGAUGUUCCGCUCGUUCUCGCCGCAGGACAACAUGGUCAACAUUCAGAUAUGCGAUACGGUGCCAUCGGAGGCAGCGUUCGAUUCCUUGCUUCGAUAUAUCUAUUAUGGCGAUACAAACAUGCCCACUGAAGACUCUCUAUAUUUAUUCCAAGCGCCUAUUUACUAUGGUUUCACGAAUAACAGGCUGCAAGUGUUCUGCAAACACAAUCUCCAAAGCAACGUAUCUCCAGAGAACGUACUCGCUAUAUUACAAGCAGCUGAUCGCAUGAGAGCUGCAGACAUCAAGGAGUACGCGCUGAAGAUGAUCGUGCAUCACUUCGGAGUGGUCGCUCGCCAAGAUGCCAUCAAGAAUCUCGCUCAGCCACUUCUAGUGGAUAUAAUCUGGGCACUCGCAGAAGAACCCCACUUCGACACCCCCCUCCCUCAACAGCAUACCAAACCCCUCCCUACGUCAUCCUCCGCUGACGCCCUCACGGAUGACCCAGAAAACAAACACAAGUCUGGCAAGUCCCAUCAGUAAUUAAUGGAAAUUCCUAGCCUCAAGUGGAUUUGACAAAUUAAAUAAAUACCAGUGAAGAAAGAGGUGUAUGUUCCUACAAUUUGUAUUCUGAGUUAUUUAUCUGGUGUAAAUCUUAAUCCUGUUUAAAAAAUUAC